GUGAACAUACGUUCAAUUAUAAAAGGUAAAUAGUACUUUUCUUGUACGAAGUUAAUCAAAAUUUUAUACUAUUUGCGAAAAAAUCAUUACGUACUUGACUCAAAAAUCAAGAACUUUAAUGUUUACACGGUUUAUGUAACCCCGUAAUUAUGGCCGUGGUAAAUUUGUAUAAAAAUUAAAAUUUCCUAGUUGUAAACAAGCCGUAUGACAUGUACAUAAAUUCUGAUGAUGAAAAUGAAAAGAAUACAGUCGUUUGUCACAUAGCAGAACGAGAUUCUCAUCGCUCGAAUUCGGCACAUCCACUACAUUUUGUUCAGCGACUGGACUACUCCACUAGCGGCGUUCUCUGCUUGGCUUUGAAUAAAAAUGCAGCUGCCACCGCUGGUAGACUUUUCGAGAAGAGACUAACACACAAGUACUACCUAGCGAUUGUUAGAGGACAUUUAAGUUUCGAAAUUUGUGAUAUAAAGUAUCCAGUUGGUUCUGAUCGGACAUCACCAGAUAUCAGUCACAAGAUGCUUGCAUUAACUGAAACAACAACAGCUUCAUGUGGUUCUCCAAGAUCGGCUGAGACUCGCUUACUUGUACUUGAGUCAGGACAUUACGAAGACAAUCCUGUUACUGUGGUGCUCUUGAAGCCUUUAACUGGUCGUCGUCACCAGUUAAGGGUGCACUGUUCAGCUAUAGGUCACACAAUCUUAGGCGACUAUACGUACAGUGAUAGACAAGAUAUAUCUCCACAUAGGAUGUUCUUACACGCUACUAGGCUAGUUUUACCUCUUCCGAAAGAAACAUUAGAUAUUCAAACAGUGGAACCUUUUUUUUCUGAUAGUCGAUUUACUUCAAAAUGGACACCGCUAGCUAAAAAGUACAAUUAUUGCGAAAAACAAGAUUUCAUUAAGGUAUGCGAUGUAAUAGAUAAAGCAUUCGAAAGAAGUGACAAAUAUAAAUUGUUUAGUUAA
Messenger RNA from Papilio machaon (common yellow swallowtail), 962 nucleotides. Its product is annotated as RNA pseudouridylate synthase domain-containing protein 1-like. Lineage: Eukaryota; Metazoa; Arthropoda; Insecta; Lepidoptera; Papilionidae. The record is from RefSeq and is a predicted model, not a curated record. The transcript is spliced from 5 exons. Bases 210 to 962 code for a protein of 250 amino acids. Gene Ontology annotation, biological process: pseudouridine synthesis. Gene Ontology annotation, molecular function: RNA binding; pseudouridine synthase activity.